CCCCCCACUUCCUCCGGCCUCCCGCUCUCACUUCCUUCUCGAGCCCCGAGCCGCUGCCGCCGCCCCCAGCUCCCCCGCAGCGGGGAGGGCACCAGGUCACUGCAUCCAGAGGGGCCCAGAACGGGAAGGAGGCACAGCCUCCAGCUGCACCCACGAUGCAGAGCAUCAAGUGUGUGGUGGUGGGUGAUGGAGCCGUGGGCAAGACAUGCCUGCUCAUCUGCUACACAACCAACGCCUUCCCCAAGGAGUACAUCCCCACAGUGUUCGACAAUUACAGCGCCCAGAGUGCAGUGGAUGGGCGCACGGUGAACCUGAACCUGUGGGACACAGCGGGCCAGGAGGAGUACGACCGCCUCCGCACACUCUCCUACCCUCAGACCAACGUGUUUGUCAUCUGUUUCUCCAUUGCCAGCCCGCCCUCCUAUGAGAAUGUGCGGCACAAGUGGCAUCCAGAGGUGUGCCACCACUGCCCUGAUGUGCCCAUCCUCCUGGUGGGCACCAAGAAGGACCUGAGAGCCCAGCCUGACACCCUGCGGCGCCUGAAGGAGCAGGGCCAGGCACCCAUCACGCCGCAGCAGGGCCAGGCGCUGGCCAAGCAGAUCCACGCUGUGCGCUACCUCGAGUGCUCGGCCCUGCAGCAGGACGGCGUCAAGGAAGUGUUUGCUGAGGCUGUCCGGGCUGUGCUCAACCCCACGCCUGUCAAGCGUGGGCGGUCCUGUGUCCUCUUGUGACCCUGGCACUCAGCUUGGAGGCUGCCCCUGACCGACCGCCCCCCCCAACCAGUUGUGCCUUUGUGCCUUGGCGCCUUGUCUGCCCCCAGCUGUGCCUUAAGGACUAAUUCUGGCACCCCUUGCCAAGGGGGCUCCCCGAGUGCCUUUUUCUCCUGAAGGAGGCCCACAGGGAGAGGGGCUUUGGGCCCUGCCCACUCUGCUUGGGAACACCAGGUAUUCUUGAGAGCUCACCCAGGCCGAGGAUGGGCCCCUCCCCAAGAAGCCAACCAGGUGCCCCCUCCCCACUUCCCCCUACUGACCAGAUGUUGCUGCCUAUUGUGGUGCCUUCUCUCAGGUUAGGAGCGCUCUGCCAUCCCUAACCUCUCCCUCGCUGCUCUUCGAUUGCUCCGCCCUCAUGAUGCGCUCUCCCUGCCCCAGAGAAGGAGCCACAGAAUCCUAAGAAGAUGAAUGUGCCCUAACCCACCCUCAUGUGCCUAAGCCUUAGCAUCCGCUGACUGACUCAGCCCCACCCCCACUCCCUCCGGGCUCCUGGGGGCCCCUCCUACCCCCAUCAGCAUCAAUAAAACCUCCUGUCUCCAUG
Capra hircus (goat) is the source of this 1311-nucleotide messenger RNA. It is a transcript of the gene RHOG, whose product is annotated as ras homolog family member G. Gene Ontology annotation, cellular component: cell projection; plasma membrane; cytoskeleton. Bases 156 to 731 code for a protein of 191 amino acids. Gene Ontology annotation, molecular function: protein kinase binding; GTP binding; GTPase activity. The transcript is spliced from 2 exons. Gene Ontology annotation, biological process: actin filament organization; small GTPase-mediated signal transduction; regulation of actin cytoskeleton organization. NCBI's taxonomy places the organism in Eukaryota, Metazoa, Chordata, Mammalia, Artiodactyla, Bovidae. The record is from RefSeq and is a predicted model, not a curated record.